Messenger RNA from Rubroshorea leprosula, 1607 nucleotides. The record is from the annotation of a GenBank genome assembly. NCBI's taxonomy places the organism in Eukaryota, Viridiplantae, Streptophyta, Magnoliopsida, Malvales, Dipterocarpaceae.
GAUCUAGCCAUGAAUCCCUCUCUUUCACCUUGAUUUAGGUUGGGUUUACCUUAAUUGCUUUAUUCCCUUCCAAUUUCUGGUAGAGCCGUGAGUUUCCCCCUGUACUGCCGCCGGUCUUUCCCCAACUGUAGCUCCGGUUUUUGGCUGGAUUUCUUGGUGCUGUCCUGUGCUUGCCCGAAUUUUGCUAAAAUGGGGGAGGAAUUUUCGGUAGCAUGUGGCAGUAAAUUAAAUGUGUUUUUGUGCUCGGUUUAUGUAGAAUUAGCUUAAUUUGAUUGUUGUGAGGUUAAUUGUGUGAAACCCCGUGAAUUAGCUAUGUUUUGCCAAUUUUGGGAGUUGAAGUUACUGUUCACGGUACUGUUCAUAGGCACUGUUCACACACCGAGGGCCAACAAUUAACGGGGAUUUAAAUGAUUAGUUUGUGAUAUAAGAAUAAAUGUGGAGAUUGAUAGAAAUAGCACUGUGACCAGGGGUAGUGCUAAAGAUGAUUUCAUUGUAAAAUUGUGGUGGUAUGGUUAUUAAUUGUGGAAUAUUGUGAUUAGGUUUUGAUCGUUCUGUCACCGUAGUACUUGGGUUAGCCUUCUGUUCUGUGCAAGUGAGAUGGUGGCAAGGUUUAAAUUGAUUCUAAAUUGAUUUUAUCAGCAUCUGAAUGUGAUUAAACUGAAAUGGAAAUUGUGAUGGUUUUUAUGAGAAUUUCACUAUUUUUCUAGAAUUGAGCAUGAUUGGGGUGAAAAUGGGAAUUUCAUUGUUUUCUGGAAUUGAGCAUGAUUGAAAUGAAAAGUGAGAAUUUCAUUGUUUUUCUGGAGUUAUUGCACCGAGCAUGAUUGGUUUGAAAUGAAACUGUUUUCAUUGGUAUUGAGUAGAGCAUGCCUAUUUGGAAUUGACUGAACUGUUUUGAUGAACUGAGAGUUUACAAAUUCUGAGUUUUCUGAUAAAUCUAUGCCCACAUGGAUUUUUCUGGUUAUUUCUGAAAUUGGGAUUGAUUGUGAAAUUCGGGUUCUCUGUAAACUUUGCAUGGUUUUGUCUCGGAUAUAGUCAUGAUUACUAAUUACUGUGCCCGCUAGCGGGAGGUUUAUAAACGCUAGCACAUGUCGACAUGUAUUUCUGUAGAACCGGUUCACCCUACCAAUGGGGGUUAAACAUUGGUAAUUACUGUCGCCUGCCAGUGGGAGUUGUAAACACUGGCACCAUUACUGUCGCCUGCCAGUGGGAGUUGUUAAACACUGGCACUUCUGUAACCUUGCCUAUGGGGUUAAACAUUGGCAACUACUGUGCCCGCCAGUGGGAGGUUUAUAAAUGCUGGCCAUGACUUAUAGAUGAGACUACUGAACUGAGUUUUAUUCUGCAUGAACAGUUUGUCAUGAAGGCUUUGAUAUUGAACUGAAUCUGAUUCUGUUUUAAUGGUUUGUCAUGAAACGUUUUGUUAUUGAACUGAAUUUGAUUCUGUUUUAACGGUUUAUCAUUGAAAGUUCUGUUAUGCUUACAUGGUUUGUCUGGCAUGUUUAAAAGUUUUACCCAAGGGCUAUCCAUAUUUACUUACUAAGUUAUCUCAUAGUUUUCCUUGUCCACCAUUUCAGGAAACGAAACUAAGGACGGGGAAAUCGAGGGGA